AUGACAAUCGGCAACCUCUACGCUAUUGCAGCCAUCGCCGUCAUCGGCGGUGGUCUGUUCGGGUUUGAUAUCUCGUCCAUGUCCGCUAUCAUCAGCACGAAACCUUACCUUUGCUACUUUCACCAAGGGCCUAUGGAAUAUGAUAACCAUGGAGAGCAGAUUUGCAAGGGCCCCUCAGCAGAUGUCCAGGGUGGCAUCACAGCCUCGAUGGCCGGUGGCUCUUGGUUGGGUGCUUUGGUGUCUGGUUUUAUUUCGGACAUUCUUGGCCGGAAGAAGGCCAUCAUGGUGGGCUCCGUAAUUUGGUGCAUUGGCUCUAUCCUUGUUUGUGCCUCCCAGAAUAUUCCAAUGCUUAUCGUGGGCCGUAUUAUCAACGGAUUCAGUGUCGGAAUCUGUUCCGCUCAGGUUCCGGUGUAUAUCACCGAACUUGCUCCCCCUACCAAGCGUGGUCGUCUGGUUGGUCUCCAGCAAUGGGCAAUUACUUGGGGUAUUAUGAUCAUGUUCUAUUUUAUUAAGGGAACCGCCUCCUUCCGGGUCCCAUGGGGCCUUCAAAUGAUCCCCGCCAUUCUUCUUUUCUUUGGAAUGAUCUUCUUGCCUGAGUCACCCCGUUGGUUGGCCCGCAAGGACCGCUGGGAGGAGUGCCAUGCAGUUCUUACCUUGGUCCAUGGCAAGGGCGAUCCCACCUCGUCUUUCGUGCAGCUUGAAUACGAAGAAAUCAAGGGCAUGUGUGAGUUCGAGCGUCACAACGCGGACGUUACCUACCUUGAACUCUUUAAGCCAAACAUGAUCAACCGUACCCAUGUUGGUAUCUUUACACAGAUCUGGUCACAGAUGACAGGAAUGAACGUAAUGAUGUAUUACAUAACAUAUGUAUUUGCGAUGGCAGGUUUGGAAGGUAACAAUCUUCUUGUAUCUUCCAGCAUCCAGUAUGUUAUCAAUGUCGUCAUGACCGUUCCGGCCCUAAUUUGGGGUGACCGCUGGGGCCGCCGGAACACCCUUAUGUUUGGUGCUAUUUUCAUGAUGAUCUGGAUGUAUGCCAAUGCCGGUCUCAUGGCUUCGUACGGUCACGCCGCUCCUCCGGGUGGCCUCGACGGUAAGGAGGCUCAAUCCUGGGUUAUUCGCGGGCCUCCCAGCAAGGCUGUUAUUGCCUGCACCUACUUGUUUGUGGCCAGCUAUGCGAUUUCCUGGGGACCGGCAUCUUGGGCUUAUCCCCCUGAGCUGUUCCCGUUGCGAGUACGUGGCAAGGCCAACUCCCUCUGCACGUCUUCCAACUGGGCCUUCAAUUUUGCUCUGAGCUACUUUGUGCCUCCUGCCUUCGUCAAUAUCCAGUGGAAGGUGUAUGUCUUGUUCGGGGUCUUCUGUACUGCCAUGUGCAUUCACGUCUUCUUGAUGUUUCCCGAGACCUCCGGCAAAACCCUGGAAGAUGUGGAGGCCAUGUUCACCGACCCUACAGGCAUUCCGUUUAUCGGUACACCGGCAUGGAAGACGAAAAAUGAGUUCUCGCGGGGAGCUGUUAUUGAGCAGGCUGGCGCCGAUGAUGAAAAGCGGGCUGGUGUCGUGCACAGCGAGACGGCGACUAAGGCAUGA
This is a messenger RNA of Aspergillus tanneri, 1584 nucleotides long. RefSeq names its product sugar porter family MFS transporter. The transcript is spliced from 4 exons. The record is from RefSeq and is a predicted model, not a curated record. Gene Ontology annotation, molecular function: carbohydrate:proton symporter activity. The coding region runs from base 1 to 1584 and encodes 527 amino acids. Gene Ontology annotation, biological process: carbohydrate transport; transmembrane transport. NCBI's taxonomy places the organism in Eukaryota, Fungi, Ascomycota, Eurotiomycetes, Eurotiales, Aspergillaceae. Gene Ontology annotation, cellular component: membrane.